AGUUCGAAAGAUUUGGAGCUUCUGAGGAUGGCGAAUAAACAUUUCUUCCAGCCUCUUCUUCCUGGCUUCCACAGCCACUUGACUAUUCCUGUAGCUUUCUUCUCAAAUUAUAUGAAAGGAAGAAAUGAGCAGAAGAAGACUACGGCGAAGCUCAGGUCAGACGCCUCGAAGAUAACCUGGGAAGUGAAGAUCGAAGAUGGCCGGAGACUCACUGAUGUUUGCUCUCGCACACACGAUCUUCGAAUCGGUGACAUUGUCAUUUUCAGACAAGAGAAAGACAUGGCUUUCCACGUCACAUUCAUGGGACCAAGUUGCUGUGAGAUUCAAUAUGAGCCGUGUGUAGACGACGAGAACAAGCUCGGUGAGUUGAUUUAUUCUUCUUUUGAGUAUUUUCAAGUAGAGAUAUUUGGAAAUUCAAAAGAAGAUGAAAGUGAAAAAGAAUCCAGAAAGAGACAGAUUCUUCUUGUUUUGUGGCUAAAGUCUCGCAUGCGAGCAUACGUAACGACAAACUGGUAUUACUUACUAGUCAAGAUUUGA
This is a messenger RNA of Thlaspi arvense, 537 nucleotides long. The record is from the annotation of a GenBank genome assembly. Lineage: Eukaryota; Viridiplantae; Streptophyta; Magnoliopsida; Brassicales; Brassicaceae.